This is a messenger RNA of Nipponia nippon (crested ibis), 568 nucleotides long. The record is from RefSeq and is a predicted model, not a curated record. NCBI's taxonomy places the organism in Eukaryota, Metazoa, Chordata, Aves, Pelecaniformes, Threskiornithidae.
CCUGCACCACCCGCACACGGACGCUCAGAGCCACCUCCUCUUCCCGGGCAUCCACGACCAGCACGGCCCCCACGCCUCCCAAAACGUCCUCAACGGGCAGAUGCGCCUGGGCUUGCCGGGGGAGGUGUUCGCCCGGUCGGAUCAGUACCGCCAGGUCUCCAGCCCCAGGACUGACCCUUACUCGGCGGCUCAGCUGCACAACCAGUACGGCCCCAUGAAUAUGAAUAUGGGCAUGAACAUGGCAGCCCACCACCACCACCACCACCCAGGUGCCUUUUUCCGCUACAUGCGGCAGCAGUGCAUCAAGCAAGAGCUCAUCUGCAAGUGGAUCGACCCCGAGCAGCUGAACAACCCCAAAAAAAGUUGCAAUAAAACUUUCAGCACCAUGCACGAGUUGGUCACCCACGUCUCGGUGGAGCACGUUGGGGGACCCGAGCAGAGCAACCAUGUCUGCUACUGGGAGGAGUGUCCCCGGGAAGGCAAGCCCUUCAAAGCGAAAUACAAACUGGUCAAUCAUAUCCGAGUGCACACGGGAGAGAAACCCUUCCCCUGCCCCUUCCCCGGCUGC